Molecule: messenger RNA, 3411 nt
Organism: Plasmodium gallinaceum
Lineage: Eukaryota; Apicomplexa; Aconoidasida; Haemosporida; Plasmodiidae
Product: conserved Plasmodium protein, unknown function
Exons: 1
Coding region: 1-3411 (1136 amino acids)
Source: RefSeq, a predicted model, not a curated record
AUGGAAUUAGUAAUAAAGGAACCAUAUAUAGUAAUAUUUGAAAAGAUAUUAAAAUUAUUUACAUCAAUUUGUGAAAAUUUACAUUUUAGGUUAACACAAAAUAAACUACAAUUAAGCGGAUCUAAUAGCUUAACUAAUGAAUUAAUUAUAUAUAUAGAUAAGAAAUUUUUUUUAUUAAAUGAAAUAAAUUCUGAUAUAAGAAAUAUAAAUGGCACUGUUAAUUCAAAAGAUUUUUAUAAUUGCAUAUAUAGUCAUAAAAUUGUAAAACAAUUUAAAAAUAAUGGAUAUUACUCCUGUAAUAAAAAUAAUAAUGAGAUAAAGUUAGCAAAAAAUUAUGACAAGGAAGAUAAGUAUCAAGGAAAAAAUAAGAAAUGUAAUUUAAAUAUUUCAAAAUUGAUAUUAAAAUUUAAUAAGGAAAAAAUAAAUAUCUUAGAAAUAGUUAUAAAAUUUAAAAAAUGUAAUACUCAUUUUAGUGCAAUAUUAAAAUUAAGAUCAUUUAAUACCCCAUUAAAAAAUUAUAUGUAUAAAAAUGAAUCAAUUAUACAAGUUGAACCGACCCUAUUCCUUCUUAACCUCAAAGACUUAGCUAAUGAAAGAAAUAUUUUUUUAAAAAAUACUGAUAAUUCUUUCGUUAUAAGCUCAUUAGAAACAUCUGAAUUUAGUUUAAAUAAAGAAAAAGUAAAAAGGGAACAAUUUUUUUAUAACAAUAAAUUUAUUGCCAUUCCUUCAUGUAAAACUAAGUAUUUUUUUAAAAAUAAAAAAUUUGAAGACCAUAAUAUGUCACUACCUCUCAAUGAAUUAAAAAAUAUAAUUAAAUUUUGUUCAGAUUUAAAUCUAUUAUGUUUAUUCUCAACAAAAAACUUUAAAGAAAAUUUGAUUAUUUAUUUUGGUAGCAUUAUUACUCAUAUUUUAGAAAAAAAUAGAAAAAGAAUAACCAAUAUAAGAAAAAAAAGAAUUUAUGAUGAUAAGUAUUAUUAUAAAGAUAAUUAUUCAGAAGGAAGUCCCCUUAUAAAUUUCAAAGAAGAACAUUCCAAUUCUUGUGUUUUUUAUUUAUCUGAUGAUAACUCAAGUGAUGAAUUUGAUUCUAGUCUGGAAGAUAUAGAUAAAGAUGGUUAUUUUCUUGACCAUUAUGAAACAAAUUCUCUUGAUGAUAGACAUUUUAACGAUAUUAUUACAGGUUAUAUGCAUUUUACGUCAUACUUUAAUAUUUCAUGCAACUUUAAGGAACUUCAAUGCAAUGAUAGUAAAGUUCCAAAUGACUUUCAGCAAAUAAACUUUAAUCAACAUAAUAAUUCUUUUGAAAAAAAAGAAAAUAUGACAAUAAAACAAGAUAAGAAAUUAAAAAAAGGGUUUCACCAAGAGUCUUUUUUUAGAAGUGAUCUCAGUAAAUCUAAUAUGGGCACUUUGAAUAAUUCUAGUAAUAAAAAAAAUGAAUUGUUUAAUGAAGUAAAUAAAAAAUUUAAUAUUAAUGAAAAUAGUAAUGGACAAAAUUUAAAAAAAGAUAACAUUUCUGACAUAACCAAUAUGAAGAAAAAUUAUUUAAAUGAACCAUAUGACGAUUAUAGUUAUAAUUUGAAAUUUUUAAAAAAUAAUAAAAACGAUACCUUAGGUAAAAAGGAACUUAAUACAUUAGAUCAAAAUAAUAAUAGAAACGGAGAAUGGAACUGUGAUAAUUUUAUGAAAAAUAGCAAAAAUAAAGAAUUUUUUUAUGAUAAAAAUAUCAUAGAUAAUGGUGACAUAUAUAAAAUGAUUAGAAAUAAUAAUGAUAAUAAAUAUGAAAAAUACAACUCUAAUAAAGAUUUCAGUGACAUUAAUAAUAAUAAAUAUGAAAAAUACAACUCUAAUAAAGAUAUCAGUAACAUUAAUAAUAAUAAAUAUGAAAAAUACAACUCUAAUAAAGAUAUCAGUGACAUUAAUAAUAAUAAAUAUGAAAAAUACAACUCUAAUAAAGAUAUCAGUAACAUUAAUAAUAAUAAAUAUGAAAUAUGUUACAAAAAUAAUAAUAUCAGUAAUACUAAUGAUAAUGUUUAUGAAAAAUAUGAUUAUAACAAAUAUAUGAAUAACAAUAACAAUAAUAACAAAUGUGAAAAAGAUGAUUAUAACAAAUAUAUAAAUAACAAUAAUAAUAAUAACAAAUGUGAAAAAAAUGAUUUUAACAAAUAUUUAAAUAACAAUAACAAUAAUAAUAAUAACAAUGAAGAAUAUGCCUAUAAUAAUGAUAUGAACAAAAACAACUAUAAUAAUAAUAAAUAUGAAAAAUGUUACAAUAAUAAAAAUAUCAAUAAUGCUAACGAUAAUAUUUAUGAAAAAUAUAAAUAUGAUAAAAAUAUUAGCAACAAUAGUAAUAAUAAAUAUGAAAAAUAUGAUUAUGAUAAUGAUAUGAAGAACAACAACAAUAAUAAUAAAUCUGAAAAAGAUGAUUAUAACAUAUAUAUGAAUAACAACAUUAAUAGUAAUAAAUAUGACAAAUUUUACGAUAAUAAGGACAUUAGUAACAGUAAUUUUAAUAUAUAUGAAAAACAUAAAUAUGAUAAAAAUUUAGGAAAUAAUAGUAACAAUGAAUAUGAAAAAUAUAACCAUAAUAAAAAUAUCAGUAAUAGUAAUGAAAACUUAUAUGAAAAACAUAAAUAUGAUAAAAAUUUAGGAAAUUAUAGUAACAAUGAAUAUGAAAAAUAUGAUUUUGAUAAGAUAAAUGGAGAUAUUAAAUUUGAAGAAUUGAAUUAUGAUAAGUUUAUAAGAGGUAAUACUAAUAUUUCAGAUGCUUAUAUGAACAUAAAAGUGAAAAUAAAAGAACUUGACUCAACUUUGGAAAAUUUGAAAAAUAUAGAUAAUUAUAAAAAAAAUUGUGUUUUAAAUAAAAAAUUGAAUAAUUAUGUUGGUAUAUCCUCUGAUUAUAAUGCAUCUAAAAAUAUAAAUAAAAGAAAAAAUUUUGUGGAUAACUUUCAAAUAAGGAAAAGAAAUAAAAAAAUUUCAAACGAUAGUUAUAAAGAUUUAAAAAUAAAAAGGAAUAAUUCUCAUGAAAGUAUAAGUGAAUAUAACUCAAUGGUAAGUGAUAGUUUUUAUUCUUUAAGUGAAGAUAAUGAAAUAGAAAAUAAUUCAAAGUAUGAAAAUAUAGAAUAUUUUGAUUAUUUUAAUAAAUUGUAUUCAAAAUAUAAUAUAUAUAAUAAUAUGAAAAAGUGGGAAAUAAAUUCAGGUGAAAAUUUUGUGAAACAAAAUCUUCCUUUAGGAAAUGGUGAUAAAACUAAUGGAAAAUUACAUCUUUUGAAUUAUAAUAAAAAUUCAAAAUAUAGAAGAUUGAAUACAAAUAACAGUAAUACAGUUAUAAAAACAAAUGAAAACAAUAUACAUAAUUUAAAACAUAACAAUAAACAAUCUUAUUAUACAAACUGCAAAUUUAAAAAUAAAAAAUGA